UUCAUGUCUUCCUUGACGACGGUUGUCACUUUGAUGUUACAUCGACGCCAUUUUUCAUGCUACAUCUGCACUUUGCUUGUCUGAAAGCGUUAUUUUCCUAUCCUUUAUUGCAAUUCUUGAACCUGACACCAUGAAUGCGAGCACUUAUGUUCAAGUUGAUCGGAUGAUCUGGUUCCUCCAGCCUCUGUCCCAACUGACUUAUCCUGCCCCUUGCCAUCAACCCACUUCAAAGUCCCUGACCAUCCCUGCCCACUUGUCCCACCUGCCCGUCCCACAGACCCUUCGCCCCAGCACUGUCCCUUCUGUGUCCCUCACUAUCGCUGGUCAGUACAUCGUGGACGACACUGACUUUGUUGAAGUAGAUCUCGUGGAUGAGGAGAUCAUCCAGCCAACGCACUCCUUCCUGAAGGCCUUGCUAUCUAGGGUGGCCAACUUCUUCAGAAGAGUCAAGAGUGUGUUUAAGAAGAAGGAUGAUUAGGCAGUGAACUCUGAACACAUAUGUAUAUACUUAUAUACAAAACAUUUAUGAAUCAUUUUAGGACUGUUGAGGCAUUUGUUACAAUAUUUGGGAAAUACAUAAAAUCUAUCUCUGUUUGUUUUUGGCUAUUUACUUUAUGUUAAUGAAAUACAUUAUUUGUAACAACAUUUUGUUUUGUUUUGAUUGGUUCCUUUUCUGCUAUUUUCUGGCUAUGUUCUAGACUAACGCAGUGGCCCAGUCGUCU
Messenger RNA from Haliotis rufescens (red abalone), 722 nucleotides. RefSeq lists its product as uncharacterized. The record is from RefSeq and is a predicted model, not a curated record. NCBI's taxonomy places the organism in Eukaryota, Metazoa, Mollusca, Gastropoda, Lepetellida, Haliotidae. The transcript is spliced from 3 exons. Bases 131 to 478 code for a protein of 115 amino acids.